AUGAACACUCUUGACGAAAAUCCUGGCUCCGCCACUGGGUUUGAAACGGGUGACGGGGGUGAAGUUGAGGAAGUGAAACACACGAGGGCGGCGGAGCUGGUGGUUGACGGUGGUGGAAGUGGAGGAGCCGGUUAUGGAAAGAAAUGUGGUGGUUGUGGAGGUGGUGAUGAUUCUGAUGGUGGAAAUGGUGAUGGUCCUGAGUAUUGGGAUUCAUCAAAUAAUGGGAGUGAUACUAUUGAUUUGUAUUACACAAAGAUGAUUCAAGCUAAUCCUGGGAAUUCACAGCUUCUUGGAAAUUAUGCAAGAUUCUUGAAAGAGGUCCGUGGAAACUUUGUGAAAGCAGAAGAAUAUUGUGGGAGAGCAGUUUUGGCAAAUCCAAGUGAUGGAAAUGUACUCUCAUUAUAUGCUGAUUUAAUUUGGAGAUCCCAUAAAGACGCCCCUCGUGCUCAAAACUACUUUGAGAAAGCUGUUAAAGAUGCACCAGACGAUUGGUAA
Lycium barbarum (goji berry) is the source of this 495-nucleotide messenger RNA. RefSeq lists its product as uncharacterized. The record is from RefSeq and is a predicted model, not a curated record. Gene Ontology annotation, molecular function: protein binding. The transcript has 2 exons. Lineage: Eukaryota; Viridiplantae; Streptophyta; Magnoliopsida; Solanales; Solanaceae. The coding region runs from base 1 to 495 and encodes 164 amino acids.